Cladophialophora bantiana CBS 173.52 is the source of this 2172-nucleotide messenger RNA. RefSeq lists its product as uncharacterized. Gene Ontology annotation, biological process: mitochondrion inheritance. Gene Ontology annotation, cellular component: mitochondrial inner membrane. Lineage: Eukaryota; Fungi; Ascomycota; Eurotiomycetes; Chaetothyriales; Herpotrichiellaceae. The transcript has a single exon. The coding region runs from base 1 to 2172 and encodes 723 amino acids. The record is from RefSeq and is a predicted model, not a curated record.
AUGGUAGAGGCCUUCGUCCAGGGCACGCGCGAUGUCUCGAGGAUUGCUGCUCUCGCGCCGCUGCGGGCGACAAAAAUCGUCCGAAAGCUCCCAGCGUCCUCCGACCGAAGCUUCAGAUACCACAUACCCAGGCGGAUAUCAAACCUGACGACCCCGAAGAAUACCACAAGCCAACCGUGGCAGCUUGGCAAUCUUCCUGUUAGGACUCGAUCACCUCAGGUCAAGAUUCUUUUGGGGCAAGGCGUAGAGUCACGGUGGAAGUCGAGGCCAGUCUGGCUGGGAGACCUUGUUAGAAAAAAUGAACACAUCUCAAGUUCUGGGUUUUUGGGACUCCAGAACAAUUGGAAGCACGUCAGGGACAGUCAACAUAGAGAAUCGCCCUCGAUACAGUGGCGAGAAUUCCAUACUACUCGCUUCGCGAGAGACGGAGCAGACAAAGAAAGAGAAGGGCACGCAAAACAAGAAAGAGCAGAAGGUGCGUCAAAAUCAGAACAGACUCAGGGCGGAGCCUCUCAGUCUGGUUCGGGACAGCAUCAUUCCCAUCAAAGUCGUUUCUACGAUAGACUGCACAUGCCGCAGUUCCACCGUCCUACGAAGGAAGAACUCCUGGCUGCGGCCACAGGUUUCUGGUCUCGCCUCAAGGUCCACUUUAAAUGGUUCACCAUCAAGAGCACGAGGCCUUUCAAUCUGGAUGAAAUUGUCGGAUUCAUCUCGUGGAUCGCGUUGGGCCAUGUCGUCUGGAUCGUGGUCGGCACUACCACAUUUGUUUCUCUCGCCAUUCUAGCUAUAAAUACCGUCUUUGCGCAAGAAACGCUCGCUGGUUGGAUCGGGAACUAUUUGACAAAAUCAUCUGGCCUCCAAGUCGUUUUCGAAUCGGCCAUUGUUCCCAAAUGGGGUGAUGGGGUUAUCACAUUCAAGAAUGUAUUUGUCUCCAGAAGACCCGGCCGAGUGCAAUCCCGCGUCACCAAAGGAUCCCCAGUGGCAGCUGCUCAAGCAUCGUCGACUGAAGAUCCCGUGCCUCCAGAAGAACAGAACUACACUCAGUUUGACAUCACAGUCGGGGAAGUCAAUGUAACCCUGUCGUUCAGCAAAUGGUGGAACUCCAAGGGCCUAUUGCAAAAUGUGGAAGUCAAACACGUUAGAGGAGUCGUCGACCGGACUCACGUCUUUGCAACUGGUGAAGAUAUCGAUCCAAAAACAUUUCGACACGAGCACAACCCUGGAGAUUUCGAGAUCGAGUCUUUCAAAAUCGAAGAUCUUUUGCUGACAAUCCUCCAACCAGAGGGAUUCCGCCCAUUCCCUGUCAGCAUUUAUAAUGCAGAACUACCUCGUUUGCGGAAGCAGUGGCUGUUCUACGAUUUCCUCUGUGCGAACAACAUCACGGGAGAAUUCGACAAAUCUAUCUUCACCAUCCAUCCGCGGCAGACACACUCAUACACAGGCACACAACUCAACGACCCCGGAGAUCCAUCCAACGAACCUUGGAAAAAACAAUCACGAAUUCGUAUUGAUGGCAUAAAUAUCGAUCAUAUAAAUCGCGGGGCGGUUGGCCCCUUGUCUUGGAUCCAUGAAGGAAACGUUGACAUUGUGGCGGAUAUCAUGAUCCCUAAUGAUAGCGAGGAAUCCGUCAUGAAAGUCAUGGCUGAUUUCUACGAGAGGAUGGAAGCCACUUUGACGUCGAGGAAACAUCUCGAACAGCAGCGUCUAGGCGAAAUUUCUCCGGACGAUGAGCCGAUCGCCUCCGGUGGAGUCGUGUUGUCAAUUCCAAACUCACAAGCAGUGAGAGAAGAAGACAAGCGAUUCAUAGUAAUGGAUCUCCGAAUCCACCUGAAUGAUGUUCGCGCCGUUGUCCCGAUUUUCACCCGCGAUCUAUCAUACAUCAACAACGCUCUCAUCCGUCCCAUCGUCGCCUACAUCAACUCCCGAAGGACGUUCAUUCCAAUCAACUGUCGUGUGGUCAAGCGUCUCUCAGAUUUUGAUGGGAGCUGGACCGUAUUUGAUUCCGGAUUGAUGGAUGAUUUGUCGGCCGAAGUGUACGACGCCUUCGCGCGAGAUGUCACUGAUGAGCAGGCUCGGUUGAGGCGAUUCAAGAAAGUUGGAUUAUGGAGUUUGCAGCUUGCAGUGCAGGCCAUAUUUUUGGUAAGCCUUACCGCGAAGAUCGUCCCCCUGUGA